Spirometra erinaceieuropaei is the source of this 9650-nucleotide messenger RNA. The record is from the annotation of a GenBank genome assembly. NCBI's taxonomy places the organism in Eukaryota, Metazoa, Platyhelminthes, Cestoda, Diphyllobothriidea, Diphyllobothriidae.
AUGUUUUCGGCCAAUGCGCCACUCCAAUCGCCCUACACCAUCACGCUUCCGGUUGAUCACCAUCCCGUGAAGUUUGAAAUGGACACUGACAUAGCUGUUACUCUCAUCAAUGAGGCCUCUCUUCGGAAAUUACUCUUCCUUCUUCCGGCUACCUCAACAUUCCGUAGUUAUACUGGACAGAACGUAGAGGUUCGAGGGUUUUUUACAGCCGAAGUCGAGCAUGAUGGAGAACUUCAUUACUUGCCGGUUCAUGUGGUGAGAGGAAGCUAGUAACAAAAUCUCCUCAGAAGGAAUUGGAUUAAAUGUGUGCCUUCUGUACUAUCCUAUGUACAUCGGAUUGGUGUAAAUCCGUCUCUAAAUUCAAUUUUGCUAAAUCAUAAGGAUCUAUUUCGUCACGAUUCUGCUACCCACUACCGCAGUCCACCUGUUAAGUUCCAGUUUCAGUCAGCUUUCCGGCCUCCGCCCUUCAAAGCUCGUACAGUCCCCUUUGUAGUCGCACCGAAGGCCGAAGAAGAGCUGGAUCGCCUACAGAAAGCGGAUAUUAUUGAGCCCAUGCAAUAUUCGGAAUGGGCAGCCCCAAUAAUUCCUGUUCUUAAAACCAAUGGUUCUGUGCGUAUCUGUGGCGACUACAAGCUUACAAUCAACUCAGCAACUAAACUGAACCCUUAUCCUCUCCCGCGCAUCGAGGAUCUGUACGCAUCUCUCUCGGGUGGUCAUCAAUUUGCAACUUUGGACCUAAAGCAUGCCUACAACCAAGUCGUUCUAGAUACUGAAUCCCGAGACGCCACCACCAUCAAUAAGCAUCGGAGUUUAUUUCGAUAUAAAAGACCAUCAUUUGGAGUAAGUUCGGCCCCCGGCUUAUUUCAAUGCUUGACUGAUAACCUCAUGAAGGAUAUACCUCACGUUUUUGCAUACCCUGACGAUAUAUUAGUCACCGGUCCAAGUCAUCUGGAGAUUCUAAACAUCGUGUUAGGACGUUUAGAGGACGCAGGUUUUAAACUCAGGAAAGAUAAGUGCACUUUUCUUGCCGACUCGGUAGAAUACCUGGGCUUCGGGGUGGAUAAAACUGGCCUCCAUCCACUCGAACAUAAGCUCAAAGCCUUGAAGACGGCGCCGCGCCCCAACAAUACUAGUCAAUUGCGUUCAUUCCUGGGGUUGGUCGCCCACUUUAGUCGCUUUAUUAAUCAAUCGGCUACCGCUCUAAAGCCUCUUUAUCGACUACUUGAAAAGAAUAGUUGCUGGCGCUGGUCGGAGAUCGAAAAAAGUGCUUUUGAACAAGCAAAGGCGGCUCUUACCUUCUCAUCUUUCCUAGUUUAUUAUGACACCGAAAAGCUUAUCAUACUGAAAUGUGAUGCGUCUCCGUAGGUGCGGGUCUCAUGCACCGAAUGCCUUCUGGUGCGGAGAUGCCAAUUGUCUUUGCAUCAAGAACCAUGUCACAGGCGGAAACCAACUAUUCACAAUUAGAUAAAGAGGCCUUCGCAAUCGCGUUUGGUCUACAUCGCUUCCACCUGUAUCUUUUGGCCGACCCUUCGAGAUUCAAACUGAUCACAAACCCCUCUUAGGUCUGCUGGGAGAAAAACGAGGGAUACAACAGAUGUCCUCGCCGAGAAUGCAACGAUGGGCACUCACCCUGUCUGCUUACACGUAUGCAAUGAAAUACGUUACAGGUAGUGCAAACGUAGUGGCUGACGCCUUGAGUAGUCUGCCUAUUGUGGACGAUGGUAUUAACGGCCCCCCCUGUUUUUAAGACCAUAAAUCUUUUGCAGAACCUAGUCAACGCACAUGUAACCUGUCAACAAAUUCGACAGUGGACAUCGAGAGACCCUCUCCUAAGUCGGGUAAAAAGAGCCUUGCAAUCUGGCUGGCCGUCCUCUACCUCCCCUGAUUUUCAACCAUUCUUAAGCCGUCUGAUCGAAGUUAGUCUACAAGACAGAUGCAUACUAUGGGGUAAUCGUGUAGUUGUGCCACCACAAGGCCGAUGGGCCAUCCUCAGAGACCUGCAUGAUGCCCAUCCUGGUACAGUUAGAAUGAAAGCUCUCGCCCGCAGCUAUGUUUGGCGGCCCAAAAUUGACGCAUAUAUAGAAUACGUGGUGAAAGCAUGUCACGUGUGCCAAGUAACACAGAAGACCUUACCGAAGGUUCCCCUGAAGCCUCGCCGUGGAAGAGGGUACACGUCGAUUAUUUUGGGCCAUUCCAGAGCCAUAUGGUUUUGGUGGUAGUCGACGCCCACACUAAAUGGAUUGAUGCGAUUCCGACAGGAAAUUCUUGUUCUUCACUGACUACAAUUAACAAGUUGCGAACCCUUUUUCUUCUUUUGGGACACCUGAAAUGGUCGAUUCAGAAAAUUUUCCUGCCUGUACUAGUGCAGAAUUUAAAGCUUUCAUGGAUACACAAGGAAUUAGACAUUUAACUACUGCCUCGUACCACGGUGCUUCUAAUGGCCUCGCAGAGCGUGCAGUCCAGACAAUAAAGCACGCACUAUCCAAACAGACGGAAGCGAACUUGGCCACCAAAUUGUCACGCUUUCUUUUCAGCUAUCGCAUAACACCAAACGACUCAACUGGUGUUUCGCCUGCAGAAUUUAUGUUCAAGCGGCAGUUGCGCACAGGACUCGACCUGCUUAAUACAUCAAGGCAUGAUAGAGUCAUUGCAAAGCAGACGAAAAUGAAAGUACGAUAUGAUGUGAACACCCGACCACGAGUCGUCGCGCCUAACGAAAGUGUCUACACGAAACUGGAACACGAAACGAACUGGUGUCCAGCGGUAAUUCUAACAAGCGAGGGGCAAAUAUUAGAAUUAGAGUUAGAAGAUGGGAGAAUUGUGCGUCGGCAUCUGGACCAAGUUCGCAGCCGAACGGACACAUUAAGUGGAGAGUUCGGAAAGUUCGAACUGCCAGCAAACCUUGAUAGGGAUCCUGACAUCCCGAGGACUGAACAACUACUGCCUGCACAGAGCACUACGCCAUCCGCCGAGGCGUAUGUUCUUCCUCCUCCUUCUACCCCGGCCAGCACUAGCUUAGGGGCAGAGGAGCCAGUGACUGCACAAAGCGCCGCGGAGGUAGAAAAUACCGCCGUGAGAAGAUCAACCCGAAUUUGCAAACCUGUCCAACGCUUUCAGGACGAAUGUUAUUAGAACUUUGUCUAACUAUCCACUAUUACUUUACUGUUCCCCCCUCCCCUCCACCUCAUGCACUCUACUUUAGAGUGGAGGGAUGCAGCGUAUCCUGCCCGGGCCGUCAGGACUUCAUGCCACAAACGCGUGACAAGCGAACGAUCGAGGUCAUGACCUCCGUUCACGCUUCUUUGUGCUGAUUGGCCACCCAUCAGCCUAUGACAGUCCCCCUUGCCAUAUACUCGGACUUUUCUCCAAGCCUCCUCACUUGUGCUGUCUCUCGGACUCAGUACACGUCCUAUUUCCAAAUACACUUCUGUUUUGCAUACAAAAAAUUAGGGUCGAUGUCACUUACAGACUUCAAGAAAGCGUUCGACAGCGUCCCACACAAACGCCUAAUCUACAGACUUUCUGAAAUUAGGAUAAGGGGAAGGCUGCUGACAUGGAUAACAGAUUUUGUUACCGGAAGAUCACAAACCGCGUGCAUUGAGGCCUCACGGUCAACUCCUAACCCCAUUCUAAAUGGUGUAGCCCAGGGCUCCGUCUUAGGGCCGUUGCUAUUCCUGGUUUACAUUAACGACUGCGUCGACGACCUGAGGUGCAGAGCCAUCAUGUUCGCUGACAAUGUUAAGCUGUGGAGACCCAUCAGAUCGUACGCAGACAGGUACGCGCUUCAAGACAGUCUCAACCGCCUGAACAGUUGGUCAGCUCGCUGACUCCUUAAUUUUAAUGUGGACAAAUGUGUGGUCCUGAGACUCUGCACCAGACGGACCAGUAAGAAGGACGAUUUCUUUCAAAACGUCCUUGGUGGUCAGCCCCUUUCAAAUGUUGUGGAACAGAAAGACCUGGGUGUCCUAAUUACCUCCUCGCUGAAACCAUCAUCACAUCGUCAAAGGGCAGCCAAAAGUGCGAUAAGGGUGUUAUUUGCGCUGAGGCGAGGAUUUGUGCAGAUCGAUAAAAAGCUGUUCGGAAAAACCUAUGGGGCAUUCGUCCUGUCUCACUUAGACUGGCGACCGUGGUUGAAAAAAGAUUAGCAACGAUUGGAAAGAGUGCAGGCGAUGGCUACGAAGAUGGUCUAGAAUCUUCAUCAUUUGCCUUACGAAACCAGGCUGACCAAACUAAAUCUGCUUCCUCUAAAUUACAGGCAACUGCGCGGCGAUCUCAUUUAAACCUACAGGAUUGUCAGAGGCCGUGAGUGUGCCCUCGACGUUGGUGAAUUCUUCAAAUUGGUCGGGACUGACCGCCUGCGUGGUGAUCCCUUCAAACUGCAGAGGAAGCUGGCUCAUUCGGACGUCUGACGGAACGCCUUCACUCACAGGGUCACUAGGACAUGGAACGGACUCCCUGAUGCGGUGGUUCUUUCCGAAAGUGUCCAAUCCUUUAAGUGUAGACUAGAUGCUCAUUUUUGAGAACAAACUGUACAUAUAAUCAGGAUUGUUUAAGCGGCAGCAGUUUGCGCCUGGCUCACACUUACCGCUAACUUUAUAACUAUUCGCAUUUGCUGAUGUAAUUGAUGACUUCAUUUCUGUCUAUAGAUAUAAAUAGGGAGCUCAAGAGCGAAAGCCCUAUCCCUUUAAUAAACUGACUUAAACUAUGGCAAUCCUCCUGAAGAAACACGAAAGGAAAUGUGCGACCGCCCCUUUACAGCUGGCCAGAUAGACUGAAAACCACCAACUAAAAAACACCCAAAUUUACACAACUGGAAAUUACUUUCAAUUUCAAGCCGAUAUCAAGAUUCUUCAAUUUCCCUGAAGGGCAUAAUUAUUCAUGCCCCCCAGAAACUACCAAAGUGCAAACUUCGAUUUUUAUAUUGUGCAUAAAGUUCUUUUGUGAAGCUUUUGCGAUUAUUUUUUCUUGGAACUCAAGUUUUUUUAUUUAAAACAAACAUUCAAUGUUCGCUCUAUUGCCUAGACAGACACCCAAAACAAAUGAAUUUAAAGUGUAGUCGAAAUAUAUGAGUUUGUUUUAGGCUAUAUUCCUGUAUUCACAGGAGACUGACAGUGCCCAAGGGGCGCUAUAAUAAACCUAUUCUAUUCCAUAUAUGCCACGGACAACGUCCCGAUGCGUACUCGACUCAUGUAUUUCAAAUUUACCGUAACAUUUCUACUUGUUAAUAUAUAAGGCGUGUGAUCUGACCCCCACAACCUCGUAAUUCACAUGCCCUCAUGGCAAUUUGAUCGUUGAAUACAAUGAAGACCACCUGUGAUCCACCGCAAGAUGGAGCAGGCGCGGCGACUUGAUCAUAAAUUAGUUUAUAAGGAACGUAGACUAGUGCCGCAUCUAUCGAACUCUCUCCAGCCCCAACCUGGGCCCGCUGUCAAGACAGAGUGCAUGCGGAUAGUACGACCAAGUCCGCAAAUUCGCGCUGCAUUCCGCACCACCACGUUGACACAACAAUUGAGCAGAAUUGUGAAGAGGGAGACACAACCGCUGGGACACGAGCUUUAUUUGCCUGACGGUUCGUAUUCCUACCGGAACCCAUCAUCAGAGACAAUAGCAGAUACGGGUGGACCAAGCACAAAGGGCUGCAGUAUCUAUGGACUGCAGUCUCCAUGCCACCGCAUACAUUUGAAAAUUAACGGCUUUCACCCUCAUAAGAGAUACUUGCACUUUGUGUGAUGACUGUUUUAUGGCCGACAUUUGAGUCGUUAAUUGCAGCAAUUCCGUCAGGGGUAUUGGAUGUCACUGUAAUGAUUGCUCGACCAUCUGACCCACCGACCCUAGCGCUAGGAACAGAGUUCACCUGUGCGCCCACUACGUGGCUAAUUACUCCGCCUAGGCAAAGUCCCAGAGCAUAGUAUUGAAGAGGAAGUUCGUUGAGCUUGUUAAUAGACUUGGAGCUGUAAACCAUGACUUAAUAAGUUCGCAGCUCACGCGAUUGUCUUCUUUAUUGAGAAGUUCGGCUUCUUCGAAUAUGAAAGUGUGGCCGCAUAUCGUCGAAUAAGCCGCAACUUGAGAGCUGGUGUCAUUUCUCCGCACUGCUGCAGCGUGUCCUGCUAUUCGUGUUCGGAGUAUUCUUCCGGUGUUUUCGACGAAGUUGCUUUAACCGCAACUGCACCAGACUGUGGUGGAUUAAUGACUUAAGUAUUCAGGAGGGUGAUAAAUAAAACGCAAUUACUGAACCUCAACAACAACAACAACCACGCAAUUACCCAACAGCAGUAGUGUAAGUACGCUCUAUCGGCGUGUUGAAACAAACUGCAACGAGCCGGAAGACAAGAUUGCCAAUCUGCAAUACCACUGACGGAUCCACAGAGCCAACUGCAUCAGUCGGUCCAUACGAAAACGAGGCCAAACCGCACAUAACGCAAAUUUGUCGAGCGAUUCCAUAUGCUAGAACGUUUCGAAAAUUGUCGGCCGCCUUCUCGCACCACUUGGGGUUGGAGUUGCACACAGACCGGAGAUUGCUACUCGAGACGCCGUAACCGCUGUCAGAGCAUUGACCAAAAGAAGACCGGAUAAUGUGAACUCACGGACGAGAGCGGUACAAAUCUGCUCUUGCACGGGAUGGUUGAACGAGCCCGCGACACAGCACUGGAGAACGAAAUCCGAAAGCUGUCUAAUCCAAAGUCGCCCGAAAAACGACAAACCGGUGAACAACCUGUCGCUUACUUUCCCGCACUUAGUCUGGACGAUUAACCUUCAUAGGCCGGGUGACCAGUUAUCAGUCUACUGAGAGGCACUACCCAUGUACACACACACGCACACACACAGCAGGUGGACUGGCGUUGGCGAAGAAUGCUAUCAUAAACUACGCGGCAGGUUGGGAGCAGUCACCGUGACUUGUGCGCGAGUUAGUUUAUAGUGAGGGUAGACCUUCACAGUGUCUACCGCAGUCCUUGCUCCUCCUCUUCACCCGAGCCCGGUGUCGAGACAUAAUCAAGAAGGCCUGAGAUGAGGAAGGGUGCAGGUGGAUGAGUCGACCGAGCCCGCACCUAGACGUACCACCGUACUUUCUGGUGCACACAGCUGCUGACUAGGAAUUUAACCAAUAAAAUCACUAAUAAUAACAUCAUCAACAACGACAGAAGCAGAGAGACAAGGAUGAGUGGGCAGGCAUUCUCACGACAUGUACACCCAGCGGAUGCACAAGCACAUCUGCCGUUAGAAAUCCAUGCGUCGGAAACUGUCAGCAAGUACCAGGCAGCAAGUGUCACAAUUUGCUGAUUCUGGCGUAGCAGAAACUUGCAGACUUUUUAGCCCAGCAGGGUGAUACGGGGCCCUGAGUUUUAAUGGGCCGACACCCUACAAGGCUGGGUAACCAAAACUUCGUCGACUGAUUUUCUGAAUCAUUCGUCAGUGGGCUCUGUCUUGCUGGUUGUCUGAUUGAAGGUAGAUAUGAUCAAGAGACAUCACGGGUGACAAUGCCCACAGUUUGAAUCGCAUUAAGUGGCGCUCGAUUGCGCGCGCAGCUAAACAAGGAUCCAUCCAUUGAAGCCUAUGGGACGGCGGCAGGUUUUCCGCACUCUUGCGAUUCUUCCCCGCUUUUCACCAGUCUACUUACAGCAGGAAAAUCCGGUAAUGAAGCGGCUGCCACACCCAAUGCUACAUGGCCAUCAGCUGGAUAAAUAUAUCGACGCACUACCCUAUACUGAGAUAGCAUGAUAUACCAUAAUUUAUAGCACAGGUACUAGCCAUGUAAAUGCAAAUGCUCUAUGCUUGCCGACGAAAUGAACAUAUGGGGUUUAUUCCGGGCGCUGUCGACGAUGACAGACCGGAACUAAACCUAAAUCGGUUCAAGGGUAGUCGGAUCGUUAGCUCAUGGGGUUAAGCGUUGGCAACACAGCCGGAUCCGCCAGCACAACAUACUACAUUGUAAGCGGUGCAACUUUAUGGGACGUUGAAGCCCAAAAAGUGUCUCACAAUGUUGUCGGCGAACUCCCUAAAACCCCCCGCCCACUGUUUGAGAGCGGUCAAAAGCGUAAUGUUCAUACGGUACGUCAUUGAGCGAAGAUUUAUGGAUUUUGACGAAAAUGUUUUCGCAAAGACGUUAAGAACAUUUCUGCGGCUGACUUGUAAUACGGCAUGCACACCUGGAGACCUGCGGGCGGUUCAAGAUAAAAACUGUCUUGAAAGAGUUCAGAGGAGAACCAGGAAAACGGUUAGGGGUUAAAACGCAUUUCCUUAUGUAAGAGGCCUAAUAAAUUUGAACCUCUACCCAUUGAAUUAUACGCAAAUGAGCGGAGAUCUCCUGCAAAAAUUCUGCAUAGUGAAAGAAUUUAAUUGCAGCCUGGCUUUUGAGGACAUCUGUGAAUUCGCUACUGUGACCAACCUCUGGGAUCACACAUUAAAAUAGCUCAUCCAGGAGGCAAGGCUGAAUGCGCGGAACUUCUCAUUUUCUGUCCGAUGCUCUAGGCGCAGAUGUUGUGAUGUCACCACUGGUUGAGGGCUUUAAAAAGAACCGUGACAUAUGUGAUUUUCGAAACGAACAUGAGCAAUGAAUGAUUGAGCUCAUCGCUUUAGACUCACUCACGUUUUGUCCGACCAUUAGGAAUCCGUUUGAAUUAUUUUAGUCCAGAUAAUUUAACUGUACACUAUGACCUAUUUUACGUCGGAAAAUUAAAGCCCAAACCCUAAGACACAUUUCCCUUAAUAAACUGUAAUGAGCGAAAUACUUUCCGACUUAAGGUUAAAUAGCACUUGCACUUCCAACCCCAGAUCCUAUCCAUCGUAUCCUUGAACUCCACUAAAAGAAAAAAACUUGAAUCUUUGAGCACAAAAGUGCAGCGUCAUUUGAAUUAUGGCAUAUAUUUUGUAGAACGAACUUGAGGAUGCUCUGUCUCAUGGCAUAAAUGUGCGAGUCGUUAAACAAGAAUGAAAAGAAGUAUAGCAGAGCUGUUUGUUUGCAGGACGACAUCAUCUCCGAUACUCCCUCUGAGGAAUGUAGGCGUCACGACUCACUUGUUCACCUGAUCGCCAGUGGAUCUAGUGAUAGACAGAAGCGUUCUUACAACUUCCUGCUAAAAAUGUUCCUCGAUCUGCUCGGCCAAUUGAUGUUGCGACCAAUUUCCUGUAUUCAUGUGGUUGCAACUACAAAAUAGCCGAUGUCAAACGCUUGUACUCCCGUAGCAAAAAUCCACCCAUCUUAGUCAAAUUUUUUUCAUCAAUCGAGGUAGACACAAUCUUUACCCAUCGAGAGCGUGCCACUGCGUACCUAGAAAAGGCAACAUUUUUCCUUUGUCAUGGUCUUACUCCUAUGCAGCGUAGAAUCGGGUCUCUAUUCUCACGUAAACCCACUGCCUCUCAGUCUUAUGCUCCCCAACUCGGUUAUAAUACGAGUGGCCGUAAGGAUUCAACUUCUCCUACUCCUGCGCCAUCAGACUCCCUCCUUCCUCGUUCUCCUACGUCUCCAUCUCACUCAAGCAACUUGACGCAUUUUCCUGCCCCUAAACUUGCAGCAGCAGCAGCAGCAGCAGCAGCAGCAGCAGCAGCAGCAGCAGCAGCAGCAGCAGCAGCAGCAACCCCAUUUGUCGUUUCGUAUCCUCCGGAUAGUCCCGCUGAAACACAUGGAAAUCCGUCUACAUCAGGUAGACCGAUAA